This is a messenger RNA of Elaeis guineensis (African oil palm), 2440 nucleotides long. The record is from RefSeq and is a predicted model, not a curated record. Lineage: Eukaryota; Viridiplantae; Streptophyta; Magnoliopsida; Arecales; Arecaceae.
CUCUCUCCCCCUCCCAUUCUUAACAAGGAAAAAAGAAUAAAGAAGUCUUUUUUCCUUCUCUCUCUCUCUAGCUUCUCUCUGUUAUCAUGGAUCCCAAGGGCUACUCAACGGUUCCCCCAGAGGCCCCCAAGUUCCACCGGGAGCUAGGCCGCCACCCAGAGGAUAAAAGAGAACCCCCCACCAGAAUAGGCUCCACCACCACGCAGCAACACCAAGAAAGCAGUAGCAGAGGAGGAGGAGGAGACCUCCAGAUAAUGAUGAUGGCCUCCACGGUGCCACCAACAAGUGUAACAGAGAAGGAGGACCAGCAAAGGCGGCAGCUUGCACCCCGCCGGAGCUCCAACAAGGACCGGCACACCAAGGUGGACGGCCGCGGCCGCCGCAUCCGGAUGCCGGCCCUCUGCGCCGCCCGCAUCUUCCAGCUCACCCGCGAGCUCGGUCACAAGUCCGACGGGGAGACCAUCCAGUGGCUCCUCCACCAGGCCGAGCCGGCCAUCAUCGCCGCCACCGGCUCCGGUACCAUCCCCGCCUCCGCCCUCGCCUCCUCCUCCUCCUCAUCCGCCGUCUCCACCCCCCACCAGACCAAUUGGACCGGUUUGGGUACUAGUACUAGUGCCACCGGCCUCGGCCGGCCGCACCACCAGGGGCUGUGGCGGACGGCGGCGGCUUCCGGGGGGUUCAAUUCAGGAUUUUUGCAGCCCGCGACGUCCCCGGCGCCUUCGAACAUUGGUUUCCAAGGGCUGGAGUUGCCGGGCGGUUUCAGCGGCGGGAUGGGGGCGAUGAGCUUCCUGUCGAUGCUGGGCGGGCCCGGGCAGCAGAUGCCAGGGCUGGAGCUUGGGCUCUCGCAAGAUGCAAGCAUGGGUGGGGUGUUAAAUCCCCAAGUUUUCAGCCAAUUCUAUCAGCAGAUGAGACAGGGGAGGGGUGGCGAGGGUGGUCAGUUGCAUCAUCACCAUCAGCAGCCUUUGGCGUCGUUGAAGGAUAAUUCGCAUGAGUCAACGAAGUAAACAGACGAGGCCGAGGAGUUCUGAAGGAGAAUUCGAGGAGAAACCAGCAGAAAAUUGCUCGGAGAGGCUGAUAGAAUUAGUUUGGUUGGUUGAUUGGUCUUCUUCCAUGUGUAGCUUUGAUAAUUAUCACUGGAGAAAAGAGGUGAUUGGAUUUAGAUAUCUAAGGAAUUGGGUACUGGAUUAUUGGGUCGGCUCUUCCUCUCUCUACAGAGUUGCAAAGGAGUCGCCGAUUACUUUAUGGGUGCAUAUUGGGGGCAGCUGAAUUGCUUGGGAUGGAACUGGAGAUCUUGUCUAAUUGGAGUUAUGUAGAUAAGAGAUGAAGCCAUCUUGUUAGGAGGUCUGGAUGGCAUGGUGGCUGUGUCACUUCCCUGGAAACACUACUAAAUACCAUCAAUGCCAGUGUUACCUCAUCAGCUUUGUCUGGUUAUACCAUCCAUGUCAGACAUCAAAAUGCUGUUUCACACAACUAUAUUGCAGGACCUGAAAAGCAUGGUUGAUGAUAAAAGUGAAAGCAGACUAUAUGCUGGCAUUCUUGACCAAAGAAUCAAGAGUGUCAACACAGUCUACCUGAAUUUUUUUUUUCCAUCCCUUCUCCUUGAUGUUCAGCUUGUUUUAUUUAACUUUGCAGAUAAUCACUGAAAAUUUUUGACCAUGUACUCUCAGGGAUAAUGAGAUCGAUAUGUUUUAUCCCUCAGAAAACAUUGUAUAUAAGGAUGGUUGGCAUAUUCAUGGUCCAAAAUAUUUAGAACCAUGCAGUUCUCUUAGGCAGCAGUAUCAAGGAUGUGACUACCCAUGCUACUGUUCUAAUAUGCCAUGACGUAGUGACCUUAUUUUUGUCUUUUAGAGCUUGCAGGUGGCUCAACUUGCAAAGGCAAAGAUAAUGAAAGAUUUGCUUGUUCUGCCCUUUGGUGGUUGUUUGGCCAGUGAUAAGCAUCAGGCAGCCAGAGCAGAUCCCCUCAGCUGCUGCAAUGCACCAAAAACAAACAUCAUGUGCAUCACAUCUGGAGUGUCAAUAAUGCAACAAAAUAAUUAGAUGAUACAUCGCUGGAAGAAAAAGUAUGGUGCAUGGAAAAACAAAUACUGAAAACAGGCAUCACUUCUUGCUGCGACAAGGACUGGACUCUUAAACAACGACAAGAGAUAACUUGAAUGAGCCUUGAAGAUAAUCUAUCAACUCCACCUCUUUUCAGGAACUUGAUUUCCUUGUCUCCUUCUCUGUUAUCACCCUCCCCAAUUAAGCAUGAACAUGUGCGGAGCUCCUAGACUCUCUCCCUGUAGCUUGUCUUCUUUUCUUCAGUCAGUUUCUGCCAUUAGAUCAUCGAAUUUUUCCUACCUUCUCUCAUCUUCCAACUUUGCACUGUCUUAUUAUGUACUGCUUGAAUGCUCUUGCCUGCAAUUGCUGUUGUUGUGCCUAGCCUCAGAUGCUGUAUUUUUGU